AUGCUACACAACCAACAUUAUCAAGAUGACAUCAUGUAUAUUACACAAUUAACGCGUCAGGCUUUGAGUUUACUUGGAAUCUGGCCAUCUUUCAACAGAAAAAAAUCCAUCGGCCAAAAAAUUCGGAAAUUCCUGUUAAUCUCAGGCUCUUAUAUUCUUCUCUACUGCGUUCUAAUACCCGGCCUCCUAUUCUGGUUAAUCGAGAAGAGAACGCGCGUCCGUGUUCAAACAAUACCUCUGAUUUUUUAUGGUUUCAUGGCUACAGGUAAAUACAGCAUUUUGGUAUUAAGCGAGGGACGCAUCCGACGUUGCUUGAAGCAUAUGGAGGAAGAUUGGAGGAUCCUUUUCAGCAUAGAGGCAAGAGAUUCGAUGAUCGAAUCUGCAAAGAUUGGAAGACGCUUGGUUACGCUUUGCGCAGCUUUCAUGUAUGGUAGCGGAUUAUCCUUUCGAUCGAUUCUGCCAUUCGCCAAGGGAAAGAUUGUCACCGCGCAGAAUGUCACAAUCAAACCUUUACCCUGCCCUGCUUAUUUGUUCUCUUUCGAUAUACAAGUCAGUCCUAUUUAUGAGACGGUUUUCGCGAUUCAAUUUUUGUCCGGCAUAGUUACUUAUUCGAUAACGAUCGGUAUGUGUGGCCUUGCGGCUGUCUUUGUGAUGCACGCUUGUGGUCAAUUAAAAAUCUUAGUGGAUCUGAUGAGAAAUCUCGUCGAAGUGCAAAGGGAAGAGACUCAAGAGUUGGAUAGGAAACUUGGUGAAAUAGUUGAGCAUCAAAUAAGGAUACGGAAUUUUUUGCGAUUGGUAGAACAUACCAUGCAACAAGCAUGCCUGAUAGAAUUAGUGGGUUGUACGAUAAUUGUUUGCCUUUUGGGAUAUUUUAUAAUAAAGGAAUGGGAAAAUAGCAAUUCAAUAGCAAUGUGCUCUUACUUUAUUACACUUACAUCUCUGAUGAUAAACAUGUUUAUGUUUUGUUAUACCGGUGAACAGCUUAGUGUUCAGGCGGAGAGAGUAGCUAGUACAUCGUGCGAGCUCGAAUGGUAUCGCCUUCCGGACAGAAAAGCGCGUGGGAUUGUGCUAGUGAUGAUUAUGUCGAACUUACCUACCAAAGUCACCGCUGGAAAGAUCAUGGAAUUGUCAUUCAAGACAUACUGUGAUGUGGUGAAGACAGCUGUGACAUAUUUUAAUAUGCUUUUAAACGUAACCGACUGAAUUAUUUUCUGUGCUGUAUAAUUUUUAUUUUUAUCAUUAAAAUUAUAUAUGAAUACGGACAGCAACAUUAUCAAG
Messenger RNA from Cataglyphis hispanica, 1278 nucleotides. RefSeq names its product odorant receptor 13a-like. Gene Ontology annotation, biological process: detection of chemical stimulus involved in sensory perception of smell; sensory perception of smell. The coding region runs from base 1 to 1203 and encodes 400 amino acids. Gene Ontology annotation, cellular component: plasma membrane. The transcript has 5 exons. Gene Ontology annotation, molecular function: olfactory receptor activity; odorant binding. NCBI's taxonomy places the organism in Eukaryota, Metazoa, Arthropoda, Insecta, Hymenoptera, Formicidae. The record is from RefSeq and is a predicted model, not a curated record.